Messenger RNA from Guillardia theta CCMP2712, 1620 nucleotides. RefSeq lists its product as hypothetical. Bases 1 to 1620 code for a protein of 539 amino acids. The record is from RefSeq and is a predicted model, not a curated record. The transcript is spliced from 7 exons. Gene Ontology annotation, molecular function: protein binding. Lineage: Eukaryota; Cryptophyceae; Pyrenomonadales; Geminigeraceae.
AUGACUUGGUUGCAUCCCCCCACUCAUCGGGUCAUCGCGAAGCCGACAAGGCAGCCGACGAAAAGGGUCAUCGCGUUCACGAGCAGGAGGAAGGACAGGCUCGAGGAGUACAUGCCUUCCAAGCCUGUGUGGGAGAACGCUGAAUGGGAUAGGUACUACGCUCCUCGAGGCAUCGGACACGCUGUGUGCAAAGUUUGCGACCGCAACUUCAUCAAUGAGGAGAUCUUGCAGCAGCACUUCCUCAGCGACUUCCACCAAGACAAGCUCGAGCUCUCCCUCAAGGCCCUCCAUGGCUCGCCGGCCCAGCAGGAGAGCACAGCUGAGGAGCCGGAGAGUGAGACUAGUCUGAGGAGCAUGACGAUCUUCCAACUUGAGAUCGAGCUGCGAAAAAGAGGGGUCUUGGCAGACAGUCAGGGACACGGGAAGGGAUGGAGGUACUGGACUGAGCGACUGAGGCUGCUGGAGGAGGAGGGCGAAAGGAGGGAGGAGGAGGAGGGAGGGAGCAAGACGACGAGGGAGGUGAAGGAGAGUAUCCGCAGCUACCUGCGCACCUGCUUGUCCAUGGGAACGGCUCCCUGCAGCGCUUUCCUGGAGCAUCCGGAGGACGGGAGCCUGAGGGUACGCGGGAGGAUACAUCCCAGCGCCAAGAGCGUGCGGUCCAUAGCAGCAGCGAUCGCCUCCUGCUGCUGGCUGGUGGACCUGGACCUGGGGGACAACGAUCUGCGAGCCAAGGGGACGAUACUGCUGUGCUCUGCGAUCAUGGAGAGCAGAAACGCGAUUAGAAAGCUGGUGUUGGACGGGAACAAUAUCGGAGAUGUGAUGAUAGAAUACAAGGAGGACCUCUCCUUCAUGGAGGACGUGAUCAUUCCCGCGCAGCUCUCCCGCCCCUUCAAAAUGCUUCAGCCCUGGCCGGCUCCCUCCGCCAAGUUCACCGACACCUCUGCUGCUUCCUCCAUCUGCCGCCUACUCCUUCCCUCCUCCUCUCCCACCUCCUCCUCCCUCCUCUCCCUCUCCCUCGCCAAUAACAGCCUCGGCGACGCCUCCCUCGCUUGCAUCGCAGACGCAGUCGCUGCUGGGCAGCAACUCCGGUCUCUCAACCUGGCAGGCAACGCAGGCAAGCAGCUUCCAUCGUCCCCCAUGACCGCAAGCGCCCGCGCCCUCGCUGCCAUGCUCAGCAUCAGCUCCGCCCUUGUCGAGCUGGACCUCAGCUGGAACGGUUACCGAGGGGAGGCAGCUGGACUCCUGGUGGAGGGCAUCGCUCGCAACAGCAGCCUGCAGGCCCUCCUGCUGGGCUGGAACUCAGUCGGGAGCGUAGGAGGAGAGGAGCUGGAGAAGGCGCUGCGGUGCCCCACCCUCACGAGCGUCGACAUCUCCUACAACUGCAUGGAGGAGGAGCAGGCGGCUGCUGUGGCGCGAGCAGUCGCCUCCUCCUCCUCGCUACGGCUGGUGACUUGGAAGGGGAACAACUUCUCGCCGCAUCUCCUCGCCGAUGCUGACGAGAAGCUCAAGGAGAGAAGGAGUCACCGGGAGAAGCAGGAGGAGGCGAUGAGCGCGAACGAAGACAGACCGGAACAGGAGGAGGGAGUAGAAGAAGGAGGAGCAGUCCCUCCUGAUGAGUAG